GAGGGGGGAGGAGGAGGAGGAACAGGAAGGAGAGGAGGAAGGAGCAUCGGCAGCAGGACACAUAGACAGACUGUCGGCGGAUCACGGAGCCUCCGCCGCCGCCUCUGAGCUGCUGCAGCCGGACACAGAAGCAGCAGACCCGGCCGCACACACGGAGCCAUGGCCGCUGAAGGCAGCCGAUCCACGGCCUGCACCGGCUCCAGCCUCCUGCAGCCGGUCAGCGAGAUCACCAACCUGCCGCUGGACCAGGUAAACUUUGUGGUGUGUCAGCUCUGUGCUUUGCUGUCAGCCUUCUGGUUUCGUCUCUUCCUUCAUCCCAGGAAAACCAGUCCCUUCAUCAGGCACGUGGUGGCGACUGUACUGGGACUGUACUUCGCUCUCUUCUGCUUCGGCUGGUACGCCCUUCACUUCCUGGUUCAGAGUGGACUCACCUACGGCAUCAUGAUCCUGACCGGAGUCGAACACAUGCACAAGUACUGCCUCCUGGUGGCUCUCAGCUAUCUGAGUCUGUGUCAGAUCACUCGAGUCUACGUCUUCGACUACGGCAUGUACUCUGCUGACUUCACAGGCCCCAUGAUGGUCAUAACGCAAAAGAUCACCAGCCUGGCGUUUGAAAUCCACGAUGGAAUGGCACGAAAAGAGGAACAUCUGACUCCAGGACAGAAGAUUCUGGCGAUAAGGAGGAUGCCCAGUCUGCUGGAGUACUUCAGCUACAACUGUAACUUCAUGGGGAUCCUGGCCGGACCCACCUGCUCCUAUAACGACUACAUCGCCUUCAUCGAGGGAGACCCCCGUCGCCAUAGAGACCAGGAGGCCGACAGGAAGUACAACGGCAAGCUGAGGCAGAGCGAGCCCUCGCCAAACACGGAGGUCGUCCGUAAAGUGGCCACCUCCUUCUUCUGCCUCCUGGUCUUCCUGUCGGUGUGUAAAGUUUUCCCCGUGGAGCGAAACAUCGACGACGACUUCAUCGCCAACACGCCCUUCUACGGUCAGGUGGUCUACCUGUACCUGUCCAUGCUGACCACCAGACCCAAGUACUACUUCGUCUGGACGCUCGCUGAUGCCAUCAACAACGCCGCCGGCUUCGGCUUCAACGGCUACGACGAUGACGGCUCUCCUCGCUGGGAUCUCAUCUCCAACCUGAGGAUCCUCAACAUUGAGUUAGCUACCAGCUUCAAAGUUUUCCUCGACAACUGGAACAUUCAGACAGCACACUGGCUCAAAAGGGUGUGUUACGAGCGAUGUCCCUACCACCCGACAGCAGCCACCUUCAUCCUGUCGGCCAUGUGGCACGGAGCUUAUCCAGGCUACUACCUCACCUUCCUCACCGGCAUCGUCGUCACGCUGGCUGCUAGAGCGGUGCGACACAACGUUCGGCCAUACUUCCUGCAAUCACCCACCCACAAACUAGUCUACGAUGUCAUCACGUGGGCGGCCACUCAGAUCGCCAUCUGCUACACAGUGGUGCCUUUUAUCCUGCUGUCCGUGGGUCCGUCCGUCAGGUUUUACAGGUCCUGGUACUGCGGCCUCCACAUCGGCUGCAUUCUGCUGGCAGUGGCGUUGCCGGUCAAACCGAGACACCUCCGCCUCAAAGACCAGCAGAAGAACCUUCUCCAGGAGCCUGUCCAGCACCGCCUGGAGGCCACAGACAGCAACUGCAGCCAGAAGGAAAAAACCACAUGAGGACAAAGAACAAUCGCGUACAACAUUAUAUUUCCAUUAACUUGUAUAGAAAGACGAGGAGGUGAACCAUAUCCAACGGACCUUCCUCCUGUCUGGGGUACAGAAACAUGAUGGUCAUGACAUCAAGUUAAAAUACUGUAUUAUUUGGAUUCACAGGACGAAAAGAGGCCCUGAAUUUUGAAGGCCUGUGUUGUAUUUCAUGAAGUGUUUUCCCACAAAACCACGUCUUUACAAGGAGGAUAGCAUCUGGACUGAAACUCCGACAGCCAACAGAAGGGACCGUGUUUUGGGUCAGGUGGCAGGUUCAGAAGAAUCUGCGAUGGAGGAGGAUAUAUAUAUAAAUACAUAUAUAUGCUGUAACUUCACACGGAGCAGCUGCCCUGAAGUGUCGUGGCCACAUGUGUAGUGUUGAACUGACUCGGCUUUCUUUCUGUAUGUCUGCAGAAAUGAAUGAAUAAAGGGAGGAAUAAAUGAAAGGAUGAACAGGGAAACGACUGAAGGGAUGAUUAAACGAGUACAUGAAUGAAUGAAAGCAUGUUAAAGAAAAGUCCAUUAUAUGAGAAGACAGAAGGAGCGAGUGGACGGCUAAAUGUGAGUCGGGUAAAAGAACGAAUGAGCAGGCCAGACAGUUUGCGUUGAACAAAGAAGCAGAAGGUUGAAAGGAUGUUUUCUCCUCCCAGGCCGUGUUAUAAUCUCUUAAACCAUCACAGUAUUCAUAGGAAUGAGUUUGGAGAAAGUGCCAAUGAUUAUUCCACUCAGUCGCCUUAGUUGUUUUGUUUUUUUACAAGAAAAAGCAAAGUGCUACUUUGCAGAUCAGUAUUUCCUCCUGACGUGUGAGUGGCGAGGACGGCGUCGUGUUUACAUUCGUAGAUGUCAGUUAUUGUCAAGUUGUUAUUUAUGUAAUUCCAAACAGACUUGUGGUUUGACGUAAGACGUGUGGAGAUUCAGCGUGACAAAACUGUACGAGACUCAAAUUCCCUGAUGUGAACUGAAAUGCUAAAAGGAUCGCAGAACAGCAGGAAGUUUAAUGAAGGGGCUAGCUUAUUCGGUUCAGCUAAUGUUUAGUUUAGAAGCUAAAACUGUUUGGUUCAGGUUAGCUAAUGGUUCAAUUUAGCAGCUAAAAUAAUCUAGUUUAGGGCAGCCAACGUCUCAGUGUAGCAGCUAACACCGGUUUAGGUAAUCUAGUUUGGUUCUGCUCAUGCGUUAGUUUUGAAUCUAAAAAAGUUUGGUUCGGGUUAGCUAACGGUUCAGUGCUAAAACAGUUUUGUUCAAGUUAUUUAAUGGUUAAGUUUAACAGACAAAACAGUUUAGAUCAGGUUAGCUAAUGGGGCAUUUAAGCAACUAAAACAGUUGGUUCAGCUAAUGGUUCAGUUUAGAGGCUAAAAGGUUUGGUUCAGGUUAGCUAACAGCUCAGUGACAAAGCUCAAACAGUCACAGUUUGGUUUAGUUAAGCUAAUGGGUAGUUUAGCAUGUAGUUUGCUUCAGAUUAGCUGACACUUCAUUGAAGAAGCUAAACCAAUCGGUUCAGGUUAGCAAAUGAUUCAGUUGAGUGGCCAAAAAACAGUUUUGUUCAGGUUAGCUAAAAAAGUUUGUUUGGGGUUAGCUAACAGCUCAGUGUAGAAUCUAAACCAGUUAGUUCAAGUUAGCUAAUGGUUCAGCUAAGCUAAAAACAGUCGAUACAGGUUAGCUAACAGGUCAAGUUCAGCCACCGUUUGCUAAAGUUUCUCUCCAGCAGCUACAAAAGUGAAUAAAAUGAAAUGAUUCUCUCCUUAAUGUUACUCCAUUAUUUAAUUUUUAAAAAAUGACGCAUCAUGCAGUGGUUAUGUAGCCCAGUGUACGUUCAAUUAAAUUCUGUUAUCACUGUUAUUGUCUUUUACUAAUUUUCCAUGACUCCUCUUGGUGUUUUUCAUCAGUGUUUAAGAGAACUGGUUAGGAGCGAAAGAAGGACUCGGAUUCAUGACUUCCCUCCGCUAACAGCUUUGUGUUUGUCGUCGAGUCUCCUUCGCAAAAUCAGGAAAGCACAUUUCUUAAUUUUCCUGUAUGUUUUCCUGUUUCCACAUUUGUAUUUUUAGCGUUGUGUUUCUUUCUUCAAAUUUCAUUGAUGAGGAUGUGGCUUUGCUGACGAAUAGAGGCGACAGUGAUUAUUUGAGAUGAUAUACAACAAUUAAUGUUCUGACACCCGACCAGCCACCUGUAGGUCUGAUAUGGACGAUAUGUUUGUUUGUUUUUUGUAAAUUAUGUGAUUAAACCUUGGAUUUUUUUGACACUUGA
This is a messenger RNA of Siniperca chuatsi (mandarin fish), 3954 nucleotides long. RefSeq names its product membrane bound O-acyltransferase domain containing 2b (gene mboat2b). The coding region runs from base 160 to 1683 and encodes 507 amino acids. Gene Ontology annotation, molecular function: acyltransferase activity. Gene Ontology annotation, cellular component: membrane. The transcript has 13 exons. The record is from RefSeq and is a predicted model, not a curated record. Lineage: Eukaryota; Metazoa; Chordata; Actinopteri; Centrarchiformes; Sinipercidae. Gene Ontology annotation, biological process: lipid modification.